AUGUAUUUUAUUAUAACAAUAUGUUUCUUGUACAUCAUCUUUGAUUUUAAUUAUUUCCUUCGGUCAGGGUUCACUGUUAUAAGCAGUAGAUUUUACGAAAAGAGAUGUGGACUCAAUGAUACUACAACUAUUUAUGGUUUCUGCACAACCCAGGACAUCGACAUACUGGUAAAACAUAUGAAUAAUGCCAGAUUUGUGAGAGAAAUUGACUUUGCGCGUUACCAUUUUUACGAUAGAACCGGUAUAUAUGAUAAAAUAAAGAAAAUAGGAGACAUUCCUUUACAUGUGGCUUCCUGCAAUCGGUAUAGAAAAAGCAUUCCUAUAUUCACUGCUUACAAAAUUGAAUCUAAGAUGGUCUGCUGGGAAGAAAAGACCUUCGUCAUGGAGCACAAAUUCAUAACGCUUAACGACGGCUUCGUUCGAGCGCUGGUGCUCUCUCGUCAGAGUUUUCAAAAAAAUAACUCAGACAUUAUGUUCAAGGGUAUUCCUGGAGCCGACCACAAACCUGAAUGUCCUGAGGAAGUUAAACACUGGUUGCGAGCUAUUGAAAUCUCUAGUGCCAAGCUUAGGAAAAAAGAUUAGAGCUUUUUUUAUUAGUUGGUAGUUUACUUAGGUCUUAGAUAUUUGUUACAUAAAAUAGGUUUGCUUUGGAUUUAAUAUUCGGUUUAUUUUGGAAUCGUCUCAAAUUGAUUCAGCCAAGCGACUCGAUACUGCGAUGCAUUAAAACGACCGA
Molecule: messenger RNA, 733 nt
Organism: Hyposmocoma kahamanoa
Lineage: Eukaryota; Metazoa; Arthropoda; Insecta; Lepidoptera; Cosmopterigidae
Product: protein THEM6-like
Exons: 3
Coding region: 1-582 (193 amino acids)
Source: RefSeq, a predicted model, not a curated record